Haliotis rufescens (red abalone) is the source of this 2180-nucleotide messenger RNA. Its product is annotated as sepiapterin reductase-like. The transcript has 4 exons. The record is from RefSeq and is a predicted model, not a curated record. Lineage: Eukaryota; Metazoa; Mollusca; Gastropoda; Lepetellida; Haliotidae. Gene Ontology annotation, biological process: tetrahydrobiopterin biosynthetic process. Bases 20 to 817 code for a protein of 265 amino acids. Gene Ontology annotation, molecular function: sepiapterin reductase (NADP+) activity.
AUACUCAUAUCUUGCGACAAUGGCUGACUUCCCUGGAAAAAAAUUGUUUUCUAUCAAAACAGUAUGCAUUGUCACCGGAGCCAGCAGAGGUAUUGGAAGGAGUAUCGUUGUCAGCUUUGCGUCUAAGUUUCCACCAGGAUCCCUAGUCAUAGCGUUAGCGAGAGAUUUGGAACAGCUGGCCGUGACGAAGACUUUGUCAACGAAAGCUAGUACCGGUGUUCCGUGCGUGACCCAUCUUUUUGACCAGGGGUUGCUUGAUCAACAUAAGUACAAUGCGUUGCUCAAAGAUUGUCUUCAGGGAAGAGUGGCAAGUGAGUUCCAGCAAGCAAUGAUCGUACACAAUGCUGGAUCUGUUGGCAGUGAGUUCUGUCUAAAUUUGACCAACGUGGCCCAAGUGUCUCACUACCUGGAUGUGAAUGUAGCCGGACUUGUUGCACUGAAUGCUCAAUUUAUGCAGAUGUUUAAAGAUGUACCUUCUAAAGUGGUUGUCAACAUAACAUCACUAUCGGCUGUGCAACCUAUGGCCAGCUGGGGACUUUAUUGUUCAGGCAAGGCUUUCCGUGACAUGUUCAUGAGGACGCUGGCACUUGAGCAGCCUGACUUCCGGGUGUUGAACUAUGCCCCGGGUCCUGUUGACACCAACAUGUUCCACAAAGAGGGGCUCCAGGAAACAAAAGCUGAAGACCACCUUGAAGCUUUAAGAGCAAUGGAGAAGUGUCUCCUUAGCCCAGAAACUACAGUCAACAGACUCAUCGCCAUACUGGAGAAAAAUGUUUUUGAAAGUGGAGCCCAUAUUGAUUACUUUGAUGAUCAGUGAUAUCAGUAAAACUUUCAGGAGUGAAAAGGACUUUGAUGCUUUGCAUUUUCAUCCAGGUGUAUGAUUGAGUUCUAUAAUAAGAGUUUAUCAAAGCAAAGGUCUUAUCAAGAGUUUGAGAUGAUUUGACCUGUCAUUGGUAGGAAAUCUAUAAGCAAUUAAAGUCAGUAUGGAUUGAUGUCUUAAUUCAUGUUUGACCAAUGAGUGACAUGAAUCAGGUGAUUGUUUGAUUUAUGCCCAUAACUGUGUCACCACAAACUCGGCUGCCAAUCAACCAUCAACAGAGAGUGGCAUCAAACAGUUCAGAGGACGUGUCAAUCAAGGUAAAAGAACUACAACUGUCAGACUGUAAUGAACAGGAACAAAUAUAUCCUGUGCAGCUGUUUCAAAUGAAAUGUUUUGUAACUGCCAGAUUCAAACAUUACUUCACUGAGAAAGGGAAGACAAAGUUUGAAAAAUGCAAGUUAGAAAUGAAACCCGAAGACAUGAAAUAUGUGGAACACAGGCGAGGGAAAAACACCGAACAGGUGAGCAAACCUGCAUGUUUGCUGUUUCAUACAUUGCUGUUUCAUUCCUUCAUUUGUCUUGAAGGGUGGCUUGGAUGAUGAAUAUGCCUGAACAUUGCUAAAACGUCCUGUGCAUGAUGAUAUAGGUGAGAAGAAAAGGAAUUCCCUCGACUGUAAUUGGGAUUCCCCGACAUUCCGUUGAAGGUUGUCUGCUUUGGUGGGCAUGGCUUCAUUUUUUAUAUUCAUUGGGAUGUGAAUGCAAUAACACGUGACCAAUUUAGCUAUUCAGAAUGCAGGAAUUACAAUGAACACAACAAAUGUGAUUUGUAAACAGGGUAAUGUUAUUUCUACAACAUUCUAUAGAGAUUUGAUAUUUAUCCACAAUUUUGUGAAGUAAGACCCACUUAAUAAUCAUCAUUCAUCUAAAAUAUCAAUAAUCAGACUAUGUGUGGUUAACUUUACAAAUUUCAGCUGUUGAUAUAUAUACAUGCAAAUAGUAACCAUCAUUUAUAUGUACUGUGUUUUCACAACAGAUGAGGAUCACACUUUUGCAAACAAUAAUACUGUAAAUACUGUGUUGUAGGUGCAUGAACAGUUCUUCAAUAAUACACAAGCAAUCAACACCAUAAAACUGAGGUCUUUGUGAAACUGAAAGAAGGUUGAGGCUCCCUUGUACAUGUUUGUUUGUUUGUUUGUUUGUUUGUUUGUUAGAGUUAGAGGGAUGGUUAAGAGUACAAGUUUAAGUAAUAAGGUUGAAUAGGUUUACAUAGGUAGGGAAGGGAGAAAAUUCCGUAGGUUAUAGAUAAGAGAAAGAUUUUGCCCCUGUUGUUUUUUUUCUGUUAAAUAAACUUUAAAUCCAG